Molecule: messenger RNA, 3150 nt
Organism: Lasiodiplodia theobromae
Lineage: Eukaryota; Fungi; Ascomycota; Dothideomycetes; Botryosphaeriales; Botryosphaeriaceae
Product: L-aminoadipate-semialdehyde dehydrogenase protein
Exons: 5
Coding region: 1-3150 (1049 amino acids)
Molecular function (GO): phosphopantetheine binding
Source: RefSeq, a predicted model, not a curated record
AUGGGCAGUCUUCCUGACGCCGAGCAACCAUGCGUCACGCUGGAUCAAGUGAUCCGGCGCCGCGCCGAGACCCAUGCCGACCAAGUGCUCAUCUCCUACCCGGCGAACGAGUCUGACUUCGUCGACUACACCGGAGCCGAUCUGGAGCGGUUGACCAGACUGGCAGCCACCAGAUAUGCAGGAGCAUUCGCGCAGCUCGACGAGGCGACGCGCCCCAACGGGCCGUCCAGCACAGUCGCGCUGGUCGGCGUCUCGAGUCUGGAGUACUACAUCACCUUCCUCGCCCUGCAACGGCUCGGCCUCACCUCCAUGUUCAUCUCCCCGCGCCUCGCGGACCAAGGCUUCACCCACCUCCUCAAGUCGACCCAAUGCAAAGUAAUCGUCGCCUCUGGGCCCUCCCAAGCCGACAUGCAGCGCGUCCGCGCCACCUCCGGCCUCCCCCUCUCAGUGAUCCCCAUGCUCCCCCUCUCCUCCCUAGACAACCACCAACCAGCCAAACCCCUCCCCCCCAUCGACGACCCCGACCACGCCCUCCGCUUCAUCAUCCACAGCGGCGGCACGACGGGGCUCCCCAAGCCCGUCCCCCUCCUCUCCGCCUCCUGGCUCCUGCAAGCCGCCAAAAUCGCCGGCCGCAUGCCGCGCGUACCCACGCUCUCCACGCUCCCGCUCUUCCACAGCUUCGGCCUCGCCACGCUUCUCCGCUGCCUCGUCAACGGCUCGCGUCUCUCCCUGCUCUCCGCGUCGCGCCCCAUCACCGCCGGCGCCGUGCUGACCGGCCUCGCAGCCACGCACUCCCGCGCGCUGGUGACGGUGCCGUACGUGCUGAAGUUCCUGGCCGAGGUGGAUGACGGUGUUGGUAUCCAGCGGCUAGCGCAGCUGGAGCAGGUGAUCGCGGCGGGCAGCGCGGUGCCGGACGCGCUGGGCGACGCGCUGGUCGUCGGCGCGGGCGUGCGGCUGUUCCACCUGUACGGCCUGACCGAGUGCGGCGCGCUGAUGGAGCCGUGUUCGACGCCUGCAUCCCCCGAGCUGUGGAACUGGGUCAGGCCGCUGCCGGACGCGGAGCCGUAUCUGAAGUUCGAGCCGGUCUCGACCUCGUCCUCAUCUGGCGAAGGUGGAGAGACGUUAUACCACCUCGUCGUCCUGCCGGGCCUCAAAGCCAAAGUCUUCGCCGACCAGCCCGACGGCUCGUACGCGACGAAAGACCUCUUCCGCCGACACCCGUCGGGCGCGAAUAUGUGGAAGUUCGUGGCGCGGCUGGACGACAUCAUCGUGCUGGUCAACGGCGAGAAGGCGGACCCGGUGCCGCUGGAGGAGGCCGUCGGCCGCAACGCCAACGUGCGCGCGGCCGUCGUCUUCGGCGCCCAGCGCGACGCCCUGGGCAUGGUCGUCGUCGCCGCCGACCGCGCCGCCGGGUUGAGCGAGGCGGAGAUCGUGCAGAGCGUGCUGCCGGACCUGCGGCAAGGGAACGAGCGCGUGCCGGCGUAUGCGCGCAUCGCGCCGGACGCCCUCAUCAUCAAGCCGGCUGGCACGCCGUUUCCGUGCACGGAUAAGGCGACGGUGAUACGGUCGUUGUUUCUGAAGCAGUUUGCGAAGGAAAUAGACGAGUUUUACGCGAAGAGGGAGGAGCUGGCGAAUGGUGGUGGUGCUGGUGGUGAUGGAGCGGCGGAGGGCGUGGUCGAUGACGACGCUGAUAUCCGCGAUCUGGUCCGUCAAACUGUCCGCGGCGAGUUGAGGCUUGCGGAGAAGGAAGGGGGCGCGGAUCUGGCUGAUGAUUCCGACUUCUUUGCUCUAGGAAUGGACUCGCUGCAAGCUACCAACGUCCGGUCUCGACUACUGAAGAGGGUCAACCUGGGCGGCCGCACGCUUGCCACCAACGUCGUCUUCGACCAUCCGAGCGUCGAGCUCCUGACCGCUCACUUGCUGGACGUCCGAGCCGGGCAGGAGGAGAACGGCGGCGGCCCGCAGUCGGCCGAGGAGCUGGCCAUGCGUCUCCUAGAGAAAUACUCGACCUUCGACGAGAAGCCCACCCCCAGCACCAUCCCCAACCCCGAAAAGGAGUCCAUCCUCUUAACCGGCGCAACCGGCGCCCUCGGCAUCCACAUCCUCUCCACCCUCCUCCCAAACCCUUCCAUCCGCACCAUCCACUGCCUCGUCCGCGCCCCGGACACCGCCUCCGCCCUCUCCCGCAUCCACGCCGCGCUCUCGCACUCCCACCUCCUCUCCAUCCUCCCGUCCCCCACCCUCCUCUCCAAAAUCUCCCCCAUCCCCUGCGACCUCUCCUCCCUAUCCGCCUCCUCGCCCUCCCUCGGCCUACCGCCGGCCGUCUACGCCGAGGUCGCGGCCAGCACGACGCGCAUCAUCCACGCCGCGUGGGCCGUCGACUUCAACCGCGCGCUGCGCAGCUUCGACGCGAGCUGCCUCGCGCCGACGCACGCGCUGCUGCGGCUAGCCGCCGCUUCCCCGCUCGAGCGCAAGCCGGUUGUCGCGUUCGUAUCCAGCAUCGCUGCUGCCCUCCGGGCCGGCGGGCCGGCGGCGGCGGCGGUGGCGUCAUCGACGUCAUCGGAGGCAGCGUCGCCGGCGCCGUCGUCGCCGGGGGGGUCGGACGAGUCCGAUGGUGGCGAUGGUCGUGCGAAGAGGACCGCUAUCCCCGAGGCGCUUCACCCCUGGUCCGCCGUCGCCGAGGGCAUGGGGUACGGCCAGAGCAAGUGGGUCGCGGAGCGCAUGUGCGCUGCCGCCGCUGCUUCUGCUUCCGCUGGUGUCGACGCCCGCGUGCUGCGCGUCGGGCAGCUGUGCGGCGACACGGCGCACGGCGUGUGGAACACGGCCGAGGCGAUACCAACAACAGUGCGGGCGGCGCUGACGGUCGGCGCGCUGCCGGUUGUCGAGAACGAGGAUGGCGACGAAGAGCUCGCGUGGCUGCCUGUCGAUGUCGCGGCGAGGGCGGUCGUGGAGUUGGCGUUUGCUGAUACCGCGGGGUUCAGGGCCGGGUUGGAGUUUGAGGCCGUGCCGGCGCGGGAGUGGCUGUUGGAAUUCUUCAGGAAGAGGAAGUUUGCGCCGAGUCUGCGUGGAGGGACGGCCGUGGAUGAGGAGCUUGUGGGCAAGUUCUUGCGGUUUUGGAUCGAGGAGUGGAGUGGGCCUGCGGGUAAAUAA